CUAUUUACCCAAGAUAACUAACUAGGCAAUGGGGAGCUUCAACUCCUGUUCCAGUCGUAGCAGAGGAAGAAGAUCCAAAUUGAAGAAGACAUCGUUCCAGACCAUGAACACCCAUCUUGCAAGUCAUCAUCAAGGCAUAAAGACAGUUGCAGUGGAGCAGCUUUGCAAGUUCUCAAGCAGUUCAUCUCUUUGCAUGAGCAUAGUGACAUGGAACAUGAAUGGGAAGGUCUCAUACCAGGAUCUAGCAGAGCUCGUGGGUGUUGACAGGCAAUUUGAUCUACUCGUGAUUGGUCUGCAAGAAGUCCCACGAUGCGACAUUGGUCGAUUGUUGCAGGCAGAACUAGUUGAAACCCAUAGCCUUCUAGGCAAAGCCAUCAUGCAAUCUCUGCAAUUAUUUGUGUUUGGGCCGAAGGACUCUGACCUCUUAAUUAAAGAAAUCAAGGCUGACAAGCAAGCUCUUGGGGGAUUUGGAGGAUUAAUUAGAAGAAAGAAGGGGGCUGUUGCACUCAGUAUCAGUUUUAAAGGAAUCAAAAUGGUGUUCAUAUCUUGUCAUUUGUCAGCUCAUGCACGUAAUGUAGAAGAGAGGAAUUCUCAAUGCAGGCAUAUAUCACACUCCCUCUUCUCCAAGAACCAAAACCCUUAUGCAAGAGCCUCUCAAAUCACAGUGUGGAUGGGGGAUCUCAACUACAGAAUACAUGGGAUUGACACACUGCCGGCUAGAAAUCUGAUUCAGAAAAACCUUCACAGGCUGCUCACAAGUAAUGAUCAACUCCUUCAAGAAGCUGAACGAGGACAAGUUUUCAGUGGAUAUUCUGAAGGGACACUAGCAUUCAAGCCAACAUACAAAUAUAAUGUUGGGAGUAGCAACUACGAUACAAGUUACAAGGUACGAGUACCAUCAUGGACUGAUAGAAUCUUGUACAAGAUUGAAAAGUUUGGUAACAUUGAGGCUACUUUACACUCUUACCAAUCGAUUGAUGGCAUCCAUAGUUCUGAUCAUAAACCAGUGAAAGCUCAUCUAUGCUUGAAAGUAAACAAACUACCAUCAGCUACCCCUAUUAAAGCAGUUCUGUAAAUACAAAAUAGAAAUUACUUCUCCAUUCUGUUUUUUCCUAGCAGAUGACAUGAAGCUGAGAAUCAAUCCCAGUGCUUCAAAUGAAUCAACACCAUUAGUUUUCUUAUUCACCUGUCCAAUCCAGCCCACUCAGUUAUUUUAUUGAUUUUAGGGAUUUUCCCCCCUUAAAUAUUAUAAAUGUUAUUCAAAAUCAAAUGUAUGAUUCUGUA
This is a messenger RNA of Telopea speciosissima, 1284 nucleotides long. Its product is annotated as type IV inositol polyphosphate 5-phosphatase 11. The record is from RefSeq and is a predicted model, not a curated record. Gene Ontology annotation, cellular component: plasma membrane. Gene Ontology annotation, molecular function: phosphatidylinositol-3,5-bisphosphate 5-phosphatase activity; phosphatidylinositol-3,4,5-trisphosphate 5-phosphatase activity. The transcript is spliced from 8 exons. Lineage: Eukaryota; Viridiplantae; Streptophyta; Magnoliopsida; Proteales; Proteaceae. Bases 29 to 1075 code for a protein of 348 amino acids. Gene Ontology annotation, biological process: response to abscisic acid; response to jasmonic acid; response to auxin.